This is a messenger RNA of Gongylonema pulchrum, 459 nucleotides long. NCBI's taxonomy places the organism in Eukaryota, Metazoa, Nematoda, Chromadorea, Rhabditida, Gongylonematidae. The record is from the annotation of a GenBank genome assembly.
GUGCUUUCAUAUUUGCUGAUGAAAGCGAUGCAAUUGGCUGUAUAUUUUUGCGUUGGUUCAAUGAAAAGUAAAGCGGAAUAUGCACAUUAUGCCUUAUCAGUGCCUCUGUACACCCACUUCACGUCACCGAUUCGACGAUAUCCUGAUGUACUGGUGCAUCGUUUCUUGUCUGCUGCAAUUGGAUAUUCGCCACCGCCGAGUCUUACGAUCAAGGAAGUUGCGGCGAUUGCAAAUCAUUGCAACGAUCGAAAACUGACCGCUAAGACAGUUUCCGAAGCCAGUGAUGAUAUGUUCUUUGGCGUUUUUAUUAGGGAAUGUGGUCCGUUAACAGAGCGUGCUGUGGUACUGCAGGUGCUCGAUGCAUCGUUUGAUGUUUUGGUGAUCAAAUAUGGUGUUGUGAAACGUGUCUACACGAAUGUACGUUUUUUUUCUGCUCCGCUCAACUUCGUUAAUUUUUGA